AUGUCAGAUGUGGAACACGUACCUACAUCGGGUUCGGAAGUAGAUCUCACGCAACAAGCACCACCAUAUCAAGAGAAUAGUGUCGAUCUUGGCUCCACAGCUGAACCUACUCCAUCAUCUCCAACAAACCGCCCCAAGAAGAAAUCAGUUGGGUUUGCUCCACCACCAGAGGAGGACUUACGUGAGUACCACAAGUAUUUAAAGCAAAAGGAAGAAGCAGAGUUGAAGUCAUCGCCAUUCCAUAAGAUUCCGGCUGAGCUUGCGUACUUGGAAAAAAGGAAUAUGCAAACACCACCACCAAAGCCAAUUGACCAAACCCCCAAACCGGCUAAGCCAAAUAGUAGAUUGAGAGUAUCGGAUUUGCCGGACUUGAGUAAAUUGAAAUUCUUCGAUAUCAAGGAUCUUUCGGUACAGAAUAAGGAGACUGAGUUGCAGUUUCAUUACACAACAAUUGAUUUGCCCCCAGCAUCCGGUAGUGUUAUUGUUGACAUUAAGUAUGGGUCACUAAACUCGUUUGAUUUGAGUAAAAUAAACCAGUACUUGUUGAAUAUGAGUAAAGUGAAGGUGGUUUUGGGAUACGAGUUUGCUGGUGUUGUUACUUAUGUUGGAUCCUCAAUGCAAAAGAAGUUUUCCGUGGGUGAUUAUGUGUUUGGGUUGAUUGACCCUACUUCCAGAAGAGGAGCUUUAUCUUCCAGUCAGAUUAUUUACCCGGGGAGGGAUGUCUUGGUUAAAGUGAGUGAAGAGGUUUUGAAUCAGUUGGAGGAUAUCGAGAUUGAUUUGGGAGCUAAUGAUGACAACAAGGCGUUUGAUGUGGGAGAGGAUGAGGAGGAAGAAGAGCCAACAAAGCCAGUAGAGACUAAGGAUACUGAACUGGCAGACAGUACAGCAGCAGCAGAAGCAGGAGCAGCAGCAGCAGCUGAAAAGACAAAAGGUCCAGAGGACGCGGCAAAGGACACAGAAGGACCCGAGUUAAAAGAUUCUACAAAGAGUAAAGUCACAGACCCGAGUGUUGAUGAUUUGGUGUCUAAAACUAGCAAACUGACUUUGGAAUCCAAGAAUGAAAAGUUGCCACCAUUGGCUAAAUUGUCUGCCAUCUCGCUACUCUACAACCGAGCCAAGCAAAUGCUCCAACCGUUGAACACAAAGAACAAGAAGGUCAAUAUUUUAAUCAAUGGGGCGGACACUGAUAUUGGGUUGACUAUAAUACAAGUGCUCUUAGCUGAGUACCAAUUUGAAUUCUUGAGUCUCAUUCUUGUUAUUAGAGAAAAAUCACUGGAGUAUAUGGAUCAAUUGGUGGCUCGAUUUGAAAAAAAGUAUUACGAUCCAACCAAGAUCAGAAGAAUCAAGAGCAUUCCGUUUGACGUUGUCAAUGAUGGACUCUACUUCCCUGGAGAGCGAGUUCCUAUAAGUUACAAAAAACCCGACUUCUUUGCUACUGAGGUUAUUGAUGCGUUAUUGGUGCCUCACAGUAAUGAACUUAUCGACGCUUCAAACGUUAAUGAAUACAAGUUGGAUUUGUUUGUUGACUUGAUUGGAUGUAAGAAAUAUUUCCAAUCUACAUCGACCAAAUUGCAUGAAAUUGAAACUCUAAACUUGCCAUUCAAACAACAUAUAUCCACUUCGAUUGAGAGUUUGUUUAAUGCAAAUGUCAAAGAACCCUUUCUUACCCGGAUUCUCAAACCGAAGAAGUUGGGAUCUGCAGUGGUUAGUGGAUGCAAAUUCACAUUAAAAGACCCCAGCUACAAUAUUGACAAAUUGAUUGAUUUCAGUGAGCAGAGUGUGAUGAACCCGUGGACUAGUAAAUGGUCAAGCAACAUUUUGAACAACUGGACGUCAUACAACUACAGUGAAGAGAUAUACUUGAAAAUCAAGCAGAGCUGGACCGAACAAGCACUUCAGUUGGUGCUAGAUGGGAAGUUGAAGUUUAGAAUUGACAAGUUUGUUGAUUGGAGAAAAGAUUACAAGAAGUAUGUAAAAGCUUUGAAGGAGAAUGAUGGAAAGAUUAUACUCGAAGUGGAAGAGUUUUGA
This is a messenger RNA of Lodderomyces theae, 2028 nucleotides long. RefSeq lists its product as uncharacterized. The transcript has a single exon. NCBI's taxonomy places the organism in Eukaryota, Fungi, Ascomycota, Pichiomycetes, Serinales, Debaryomycetaceae. Bases 1 to 2028 code for a protein of 675 amino acids. The record is from RefSeq and is a predicted model, not a curated record.